GAAAUCAGGGUUGUCCAAUUGACUUGCAUCAACUUGUAUUGCGGAACGUAAAUUUGUGCUGCUGCGUGUUUGAGGCAAUUGUGUUUCGUAAAAAAAGACCUUGUGCCGUUUUAGCUGGUCAUUUUUCUGACGUUUGUGAUUGAUGCAAUCCAAGUUCAAUAAAAUAUAAUGAAAUAUUCAUUCUAAACACAUGCUAAGCACAGUAUAAGUCCCCACCAAACUAGAUCAAGUACGAUCACGCAAACUCCAACAAUUACUGUCAAAGGGGUUUCGUGGCAGGUGUAUUGGUAGCGUUCCCGUAAAAUACAUUUCGCUAGCCAUGACCGAUCAGGAAAGUAUGGAGGAAGAUAUGCUGGGGAUGCUGAAACCAAGGAAGCUGAAAACAACAUCCAACGAGGAUCGGGAACGCAUUGUACAGGCGAGAGAAAUGGGCAGCAGUGUUUCCGUGAUUGCUAAAUCGCUGAACAUCAAGAGAACUACAGUGUACAAUGUGCUGAGGAAGUAUCAUGCAACGAUGAAAGUGGAGGCAGAACCACGCGGAAAGGUAAUGGAGAAAAAGAUUUCACCACAGAUCCGGGAACAAAUCAAACGAUGGAUUGAUGAGGACUGCAGUACAUCUUUGGAAAAGAUAACGUACAGAAUUUUGGAACAAUUUCAAGUUAGAGUGUGUCGAUCGACGGUGGCAAAAGAAGUAGGUGACUUUAACUACUCAUUAAAAAGACUGCAUUUACAUGGUGAUCAGAAACAUGAGGGGGACAUUGUGGCUGCUCGUCAGGAAUAUGCCAAUGCACUGUCUGCAAUGUCUGCUAACCUACCAGACAAUAGCGUCGUUUUCAUAGGUGAAGAAGCGUUCAAGAUCAGCGUCAGAGUGAUGCGAGCCAAACCUUGCUCAGGAAAUCGGGCAUUUAAAAUUAUGCCAGAGAUACGAAUCCGCAACGUAACGGUACUUUGCGCCAUGAACCGGUUUGGCAUAUUGCAUUACCUUACCCGUAACAGGGCCAUCGAUAGAAGCGUUUUUAGUGCGUUCAUAGAAGAAUUGAUAGUAAAAUUACGCUUGAUAAACAUUCCACGCGCAGUUAUCAUAAUGGAUGACGUUCCAACCCAUACGAGUGUAGAGACGAAAAGUCUGUUUGAACAGGGCCCAGACGAGCUAAUGUACCUACCUUUACAAUCCUCAUUUCUGAACCCAAUCGAAACCCUCUUUAGCAGCUGGAAGCAGAUAUGCAAUCGUGCAAACCCAAACAGCGAAGAAGAGGUUAUUGCAGCGAUAGAAAAUGGCCAGGACCUUAUAACACCGACUGAUAGCGAGGGAUGCUUCCAGCUAAUGUGGAGCCACGUUAUGUUUGAGACAAUACAAAAUUGAAAAUGGGAAACUCCAUUUAGUGAUCGAGGAAA
Messenger RNA from Anopheles merus, 1395 nucleotides. RefSeq lists its product as uncharacterized. Gene Ontology annotation, molecular function: nucleic acid binding. The transcript is spliced from 2 exons. Lineage: Eukaryota; Metazoa; Arthropoda; Insecta; Diptera; Culicidae. Bases 320 to 1363 code for a protein of 347 amino acids. The record is from RefSeq and is a predicted model, not a curated record.